AUGAGUCUAAAUGAGACUAUCGUUAGGGCAUUCCCUACUUGCGAGGCGUUGCAUCGAAACCUGGGUGCAUCGAAAAAUGAGCAAGGGCUGGCACCGGCGUGCCUCCAUACUCUUGCUCUACAUCGAACCCUGGAUGUAGUGAUAAAUGAGCAAGGGCAUGCUAGGGUGUUCCCCGUAAGCAACGAGCCGCAUUGGCGUCCGGAUGUGGUGAGAAAUGGGCAAGGGUUCCCCCGCUUUGGACGGUCGAGGGUAAAGAAGCUAGUCCAUAAUCAUAAUCAUAGGAUUAGGAUAGGCACGUGGAACAUAGGGUCGCUUACAGGGAGAUUAACUGAAUUAGUUGACACCAUGACUAGACGUAUAGUAAUAGAUAGCGAACUAAAAGACAAUGUUGUGGAGAUAAAACAAACAAGCGAUAUGAUCUUAUUAGCCAAACUAUUGCUAGGGGAGGAGAUAGUUAAUGUCAUUAGUGCUUACACCCCACAAAUAGGGUUAGAUGAAAACAUUAAGAAACAAUUUUGGGAGAACCUUGAUGCGAUUAUCCAGGGCAUUCCAAUUAGAGAGAAAAUAUUCCUAGGAGGAGACCUGAAUGGACAUAUAGGGAGAGAUAGUGAAAACUUUGAUAGUGUGCACGGGGGGUAUGGGUUUGGGGAUAGAAAUGAGGUUGGAUAA
Messenger RNA from Tripterygium wilfordii, 669 nucleotides. RefSeq lists its product as uncharacterized. The coding region runs from base 1 to 669 and encodes 222 amino acids. The record is from RefSeq and is a predicted model, not a curated record. Gene Ontology annotation, biological process: chromatin remodeling. The transcript has 2 exons. Gene Ontology annotation, cellular component: nucleus. Lineage: Eukaryota; Viridiplantae; Streptophyta; Magnoliopsida; Celastrales; Celastraceae.